AUGUAUCCAAAUUCAGGCAUUAACGCGGCAGCGGUCGCGGCCCGUCAUCCGGGCCCACCGCAAUCCGCACAGCCAUUCAAAUUCACCAUAACUGAAAACUGUGAUAGGAUAAAGGAAGAGUUUAAUUUUCUUCAAGCACAGUACCAUAAUCUCAAAAUGGAAUGUGAAAAACUGGCACAGGAUAAAACGGAAAUGCAGCGACACUAUGUGAUGUAUUAUGAAAUGUCAUAUGGGCUCAACGUUGAAAUGCACAAACAGACAGAGAUAUCGAAAAGGCUAAAUGCAAUAAUUACACAGAUCGUGCCGUUUUUGUCCCAAGAACAUCAGCAGCAGGUGUUAACAGCUGUUGAACGGGCGAAGCAAAUCACGAUGUCGGAACUGAACAGCGUAAUUGGGCAACAACAACGACCGGAUUUACCCCGAUUACUACAACAGAUGCAUGCACAACAAAUUCCGGGUGCCCAUGGUGCACCUCCAAUACCGGUCGGUAUGCCUCAUCCUAGUCUUGGUCCGGGCGCUCUAGGAGGACCUUUAGCGCUCGGUAGCACACCUCCACAACACCCAUUAGCAAUCCUUAAUAAACAGGAAUUGCACAGACCAGAGGAAUCCAAAAGUAGCAAUAGCAACAUUAUGCCUUUGGAUGAUAGACACCGAAGUUCAAUUUCCCCUUCGGAUCGAGAUAAAUACCGUCCAAGGACCCCGGAAUCAACACACGAAUUGAAGAAGGUUAAGAAAGAAGAAAAAGACAUGGGACAUUCUGAUGGCGAAAAGUCGGAUCAAGAUUUAGUGGUGGAUGACGCAUCGGAGAUAAAUCCUAUGAGUCCAAUGCCCAACCAGCAUCACAAUGGUACAGCAUCUCCUCGUGAAAAUGGUAUGAUGCAAAAGAAACUGGACGUGCAGGAUAGAGAUCGCAUUGGAACACACUCGCCUCGAUCAGGAACGUCAUCCAAUGCAUCGACUCCUUCGAAUAAGAAACUAGACGACAAGCCUACCACGCCAAUAGCAAAACCAGCUACUCCUACCAACUCUGUUGCAAGUAAUGGUGUACCAAAGGUGGUAAAUAAACCACCCGUAUUGAAUCCCGGUUAUCCACCGUACCUAGCAGGUCCAUUGAAUGGUGCCCCACACGAUUUGCAGGCAGCAGCAGCUGCGGCAGCAUACGGUGGACCUGGUGUGCACAAUAAUCUGCCACAUUCGUUGAAUAACUACGCCCGUGCUCCGUUGGCCUUUGAUCCGCAUCCUCAGAUGCGUGCUCCCCUCGGUCCAAUUGGUAUUCCUGGUGGUAAACCAGCUUAUUCAUUUCAUGUAAAUGCUGAAGGACAAAUGCAACCAGUGCCAUUUCCCCAGGAUGCCCUAGUUGGUCCUGGUAUUCCUCGUCACGCUCGUCAAAUUAGCUCCCUGAAUCAUGGUGAAGUAGUGUGCGCAGUAACGAUCUCCAAUCCAACAAAGUAUGUGUACACCGGUGGCAAAGGAUGCGUAAAGGCAUGGGAUAUUUCGCAGCCAGGAAACAAAAGUCCUGUGUCGCAGUUAGAUUGCUUGCAACGUGACAAUUACAUUCGUUCGGUGAAGCUUUUGCCGGAUGGACGAACGUUGAUUGUUGGAGGAGAAGCAUCAAAUUUAUCGAUUUGGGAUUUGGCUAGCCCAACACCGAGAAUCAAAGCUGAAUUGACAUCAAAUGCUCCUGCAUGCUACGCGCUUGCCAUUUCACCCGACUCCAAAGUUUGUUUUUCAUGCUGCUCAGAUGGUAAUAUUGCCGUGUGGGAUCUUCAAAAUCAGACACUAGUACGACAAUUCCAAGGACACACCGAUGGAGCAUCGUGCAUUGAUAUUAGUGCCGAUGGUUCAAAGCUUUGGACGGGUGGUUUAGACAAUACCGUACGUUCGUGGGAUCUUCGAGAAGGACGACAGUUACAGCAACACGAUUUUAGUUCGCAAAUUUUCUCUCUUGGAUACUGUCCAACGGGUGAAUGGCUCGCUGUUGGAAUGGAAAAUUCAAAUGUGGAAGUAUUGCAUGCUACUAAACCGGAUAAGUAUCAGCUACAUUUACAUGAGAGCUGUGUACUGAGUUUGAAAUUUGCCGCAUGCGGCAAGUGGUUCGUUUCGACUGGUAAAGACAACUUACUGAACGCAUGGAGGACGCCUUACGGAGCCUCAAUUUUCCAGUCGAAGGAAUCUUCCUCGGUGCUAAGCUGUGAUAUAUCCGCCGAUGACAAAUAUAUAGUUACGGGCUCAGGAGAUAAAAAGGCCACUGUUUACGAAGUAAUCUACUAA
This is a messenger RNA of Anopheles marshallii, 2271 nucleotides long. Its product is annotated as protein groucho-like. The record is from RefSeq and is a predicted model, not a curated record. The coding region runs from base 1 to 2271 and encodes 756 amino acids. Gene Ontology annotation, cellular component: nucleus; transcription regulator complex. NCBI's taxonomy places the organism in Eukaryota, Metazoa, Arthropoda, Insecta, Diptera, Culicidae. Gene Ontology annotation, molecular function: transcription corepressor activity; protein binding. The transcript is spliced from 16 exons. Gene Ontology annotation, biological process: negative regulation of canonical Wnt signaling pathway; regulation of DNA-templated transcription.